This is a messenger RNA of Priapulus caudatus, 2454 nucleotides long. Its product is annotated as cyclin-H-like. NCBI's taxonomy places the organism in Eukaryota, Metazoa, Priapulida, Priapulimorpha, Priapulimorphida, Priapulidae. Gene Ontology annotation, cellular component: transcription factor TFIIK complex; nucleus. Gene Ontology annotation, biological process: regulation of transcription by RNA polymerase II; regulation of cyclin-dependent protein serine/threonine kinase activity; DNA-templated transcription. The record is from RefSeq and is a predicted model, not a curated record. The transcript has 5 exons. Bases 139 to 1116 code for a protein of 325 amino acids. Gene Ontology annotation, molecular function: cyclin-dependent protein serine/threonine kinase regulator activity.
AAUGCUGCCAGCGUCAUUCUCUCGUAUCAUGUCAGCUUCCAGAAGCUGUAUAUUAUCUAUAUCGUUAUACUAGAGAACAUAGUAUUAAAAGUAAUUAACGCGUUAGGGAACAGAAUGAUAAGGUAACAACUAUUAAACAUGUUUGCGACAAGCACCCAGGUGAAGCACUGGAUCUUCUCGUCGCCGGACGAGCUGCACAAGUGCCGCGAACUCGCGAACAGCAAGUUCUCCGAGAGCCACGGCGGCGCGCAGUCUCACUUCCUGCAGGUGAACGAGGAGCGCAUGCUCUGCAGGCACUUUGAGAACGUGAUGAAGGAGUUCUGCGUGAAGUUCCAGCCGCCGAUGCCGCGUAACACGAUCGCGACGUCGUUCGCUUACUUCAAACGCUUCUUCCUGCACAACUCCGUCAUGAACUACCACCCGAAACACAUCAUGCUCACCGCCGUGUACCUCGCGUGCAAGACGGAGGAGUUUAACAUCUCCGUCGCGCAGUACGUCGCCAAUCUUCCCGGCAAGCGGGAGAAGGCGGCCGAUCUCGUGCUGUCCAAUGAACUGCUGUUGAUGGGCAAGCUGAACUACCAGUUGACAGUGCAUCAUCCGUGGCGCCCCCUGGAGGGCUUUUUGAUAGACAUGAAGACGAGAUUAGAUAUUAGUGAUAAGACAGUGGAGGGCUUCAGGAAAGGAGCAGAGGACUUCCUGGAUGGGUCGUUGCUGUCAGAAGUGUCGCUGUUGUUCCCUCCGUCACACAUCGCCCUGGCUGCGGUCGUGUACAGCGCUCAGAAGCAGGGUAUUCAGCUCACCAGCUACAUAUCUGACAUCCUCCUGGCCAGUGCCGACGAUGCGCAGAAGGGAAAAGUACUGGGAGCGGUGAAGGAAGUGAUCGCCGUGGUGGGAAAUGUUGAUCGUCUUCAGAGAGACAAAGUGAAGCAGAUUGAGAAGAAGCUGGAGAUAUGCCGUAACCAGAACAAUAACCCAGAGAGCUCAGCUUUCAAAAAACGCAAAGAUCGCGAGCUCAAGGAUGAUGACAGGCGACGAGAGCAGAAGUACGCGCGGCAGGCUGCGCAGGAGAAACGUGAGCAGGCUCAGGUAUGUGGCAUCGUCGAUGUGAGCAAGUAGGGCCUGACGAUCGACCGUCGCCGCGGCGAACACGCACAAACGCCUGCAGCAGGUUAGCCUUCGUGAUGAAGAAUCUUGAACUCGCAGCGUUAUUUUCUGUACUAGCACCACCACAAACCACCAACCAUACCUAAUUACAAUUUUCCAUCUGACUAACAACAUAUACUGUAUAUGAUGUAUAUAGUGUGUGAUGUCUACAAUGAUGUAUUGCUGAUUUUCUAUCUGACAAUUUAUUAUGGUGGCAAAAUAAUAAUAUAUACUAUAUAUACAACAAACUUUCAACCUAUUGGUAGUAGGGUCAGAUGGAAAUAUGUCACGUAUUGUUCAUAGCAGGUCCAACAAUGCGGUUGGUAAGCCUGUCAUGGUUAAUGAAAUAGCUUAAGAGAAAAAUAGCCAAGUUUGUAUUUAAGAACAGCAAUAUAAUUUAUGAUGCAUUCCAAAUUUUGCUGUUGUGGACAAGUUGAGUUGGAGAGCAUUGAAAUUUCUCUCUCCCUUAUAGCCAUCUACCACGCAACACUAUGCAUAGUUAUUACUGUAAAUAAGGUACUAGUGUUGAGUCAGGCUCAGACAGUCUUACAUGGUGUGAACUUAAGUGUAAGCAUUGCAGACAAUGUUUGACUAAUGACAUAGGAAAUAACAACAGUAAAAGUAGAGAUAUGUUUUUUUGAUCUUUAUUGCAGUAACUGUGUUUCUUAAGUUUAUUGCUCUCUAAUAAAUUACAUAAAUCCAAGAAAACUGUUUCGUCUAAAUUUUCCAUAGCAGUACUCUGUGAAGCUACCAUUGUAUCGAUUUAUGAGAAGUUUAUUAUUACUCGUCCCUCAAACCAAGAGACCUAGAUGAAAAGCUGAAGUAAUGAUGGCUUUAUUAAGACACGUAUAUGAAAUUCAAGUACAGCACAUUGUCAACUACAUUUUCAAGUGAAUCGUAGCUAUGUGCAUUGUUAGAUAUAUAUAUCUCUAUCCUAUUACUAGCAGAGGAAAACUAAUCCAGAGACCGCAGUAAAACAUUAAAUCUCUCUCCGUUGAAAUUUUAGUGUCCUAUUUCCUAACUUCUACGAAUUGUGAUGUCAUCGAUUUUAUCUGGACCAUUGCUAUUGGAAGUGCAUCAGCCACCUUUAGGGCUUUGUCAUGACCAUCUACGCAAACCACGAUAUGUACUAUAUUUUUAAUAGUGAAAUCUUUGCCAACCGAUGAGAAACUAGUCACAGACUUGGCAACCAGCUGAGUGAUGCAUCCCUCGGCUUGUAAUCUGGGUGGAUCCCUUCCCCAUUCAGUUUGAUUAGUUGGGGGUGUACCCUGUUGGGGAAAAAACACAGGCAGUAAAGUGUUAAUAUGUUAA